CUCUUUAAGCCCCGAGCGGGCAGGUAAUCCGCCCUCGCGCCGCGCUCCAGUGUCCAGCGUUAGAGCCGGUUGCCAUGGAGACGGGCGAAGCAGCGCGAGGCGCACCCGCGCAGGCGCCGAACCAGUGGGUGACCCCAUUCUGAAGCUGUAUUUACUGCGCGCUUUUCUCGUCGCAUCAUCAUAAGUACAAAAUAUAAUGUGGUAAAUAAAAUAAAAGUAAAAUGAAGCGGCGGACGGGUCCAGAUCGCGCCUUUAUUAUUAUUAUAUUUCAUUUCAUUUAGUCUUCAUUCUGCAUCUACGUAUGUUGCCUACAGUGAGUGCCAGGAUAGAAGCAGAUAGAGUCAAUAAAUAUAAAAUAAAUGUUGUGUCCACAUACAGGUGUCAUUUUUUCGUCGUGCGGCUUUUUAAUUUUUUUUUUACUGCAUAAAGUUUAAUUCAAAAGGAAGCCCUCUUAGGCGCGCUGCCCUCUGGGACACGUAGUUUUCCCAUUAUAAUCCGUGCACUUCCUGCUGAAAACACGGUUCCUGUGCCCGGAACUCACUGUCCCAUGAUGCCACGCGACCUGGCGCUCGCUCUCGCUCUAACACGGUGAGACUCUCCGCGGUGUCUCAGUUGGACCGCUCGCUCCGGCCCCUUCGGACGCCUUCGAGCUCACCAUGGCGGCCUUCGUCCUGUGCGGUGUGACCGUUGCGAGCCGCUCUGCCGCGCGCCUUCUGCUGCCGGUCCGCAGGACGGACACGCUGACGCUCAGCAGAACGUGGAGGAGCGCGCGGCUCGAGCCGGCGACCGGCCGUAGGUUCGUGUCUCACCUGGGCACGCGCGGCGCGGCAGGCGCGCUCGUGGCGGCGGCGGCGGUCUGCGCGGCCGCGAUCGGCCACUUUUACACGGCCGAGAUGGCGGCGAAGGUGGAGGAGAAGCUGAAGAGGAGGAAGAAGAAGGAAGACGGUGAGGAGGAGGAGGAGGAGGAGGACGUGAUGAAGAGGUGCGCGCGCUUCAUGUCGCGGCCCGUGACGGACGUCGAGGUUCUGCGGCGGAAUCCGCGCGACACGAGCACGCGCAUGGAGCUGCUCAUCAUGGAGACGCAAGCAGAGUUCUGCCGCGCGCUCGAGCACGUGGACGGCGGCACGUUCCGCGUGGACCGCUGGCAGCGCGAGGAGGGUGGCGGCGGGAUCAGCUGCGUGCUGCAGGACGGAAAGGUGUUCGAGAAGGCCGGCGUGAACGUCUCCGUCGUCUUCGGCCACCUGACCGAGGAGGCGGCCAAACAGAUGCGGAGCCGCGGCAAAGUGCUCAAGGGCAAAGAUGGGAAGCUGCCGUUCCGGGCGAUGGGCGUCAGCUCGGUGAUCCACCCCAAGAACCCCCACAUCCCCACGGUCCACUUCAACUACCGCUACUUCGAGAUCGAGGAGGCGGACGGGUCCAAGCAGUGGUGGUUCGGCGGCGGAACGGACCUCACGCCCGUGUACGUCGACGAGGCCGACGCCCUGCACUUCCACGGCACCCUGAAGGAGGCCUGCGACAAACACGACCCGCAGUAUUACAGCCGCUUCAAAGAGUGGUGCGACAGAUACUUCUACAUCCGGCACCGCGGCGAGACGCGCGGUAUCGGCGGAAUCUUCUUCGACGAUCUGGACGCGCCGAGCCGGGAGGAGGCGUUCUCCUUCGUGAGGAGCUGCGCUCGCACCGUCGUGCCCUGUUACCUGCCCAUCGUGCGCAAGCACCUGAGCGACACCUUCACGGCCCGCGAGAAAGAGUGGCAGCAGGUGCGCCGCGGCAGGUAUGUUGAGUUUAACCUGGUCUACGACAGGGGUGUCAAGUUUGGUUUGGCCACUCCUGGCUCCAGGAUCGAGAGUAUCCUCAUGUCCCUCCCUCUCACAGCCAGGUGGGAGUACAUGCAUGAACCACCCAAAGGCUCUCGGGAGGCGGAGAUGCUGGAAGUGCUGCGGAAACCCAAGGACUGGGUGUAACCAUGACAACACCUCCCGCAUCCAACUCCGCCUUCUCUGCCUCCUGUGUGCUCUCAUUGGCUUGCUCACUAACACUUGUGAUCAGGUGUGCUCUCAUUGGCUGACAGGACCCUCUGCACUCUGAUUGGCUUGUUCUGUACCUGCCCUUGUUGCCCGUUUCACUCGAAAGUGCUCUGUGUGGAACCUUGACCGAGUCGGACACCGAUUUACUGCUCAGGUUUUUGUACUUAUUUCAUAUGUAGUUCAUGAAAUUAUUAAAGAUUGCUUUAAUUUCCUA
Messenger RNA from Scleropages formosus (Asian bonytongue), 2241 nucleotides. RefSeq names its product coproporphyrinogen oxidase (gene cpox). NCBI's taxonomy places the organism in Eukaryota, Metazoa, Chordata, Actinopteri, Osteoglossiformes, Osteoglossidae. The coding region runs from base 657 to 1964 and encodes 435 amino acids. Gene Ontology annotation, molecular function: coproporphyrinogen oxidase activity. Gene Ontology annotation, cellular component: cytoplasm. The transcript is spliced from 7 exons. The record is from RefSeq and is a predicted model, not a curated record.